AGCGUGUUCAACCCACACCAUCUAUGACCGCCAGGCUUUCCAUCUAGCGUUCGUCGCCAGCGGCAGCGGUGACGACGACGUCGGUGGCAGCAGCAUAGGACACUCUCCUGCAGAGAAGCUUCAUGCCAACAUCCACAACACAAGCCCAGACGUGUGAGCGCAAACCAAGUCUCGCCGUUUACUCGAACAUGACGCGGGUACACUUACUUUCAGUAUGAUUGACUGAUUUUGGAUAGAGAGAGGAUGCUCCCAAGUCGGAUGUUGUCCGAUCGCCUGUUGUUCAACUGGAAUCGGACCAAUCGCAGCGUGGCAAACAUGCAUGUCUGUGCUCAUCGCCAACACCUGCGAGCGAGAGAAGGGAAGAGUUGGGGAAGCGAGGUCUGCAUUCCUGUGCGCCAUUCCGCCAGAGGCCCCGGAUCCGAGCGCGCAUGACCCACGACGGCUGCCUCUCGCUCUUGCUGCUGGCCUUGUGCAGUCUCACGCUCCACGUCGGCGUCCAGGCCUUCGCUCUUGACUUUCGAGGUAGGCAGCGUCUCGUCGUGAAGCGAAGGGAUCACUUGAGCCUCAUUGUUGUCUGUCAUUGCAGUGCCUGGUCUCAAUACGCUGCAUGAAGCUAUCUGUUCGUAUCUUGGCUGCGAAGCAGAAGCUCAACUCGAUGUCUCUGCGAUAAACGACGACCUGUUCCCGACCGAGAUGCCACUGGAGCUGCUUGGAGAGGAAACCGUGCGCAAAUACCCUGCGUUCCCUCACUCGCCGCUGCUAGUGGCGGCAGGCACGCGUGAUGCUGUAGUGCUGCGUUGGCGAAGCUUCGAGACGACCUUGUGGCCUGUAGAGCGCUUCGUUCUCGAGCGCUAUCCAGACACAGAAGACCAGCCACAGUGGACUACACUGCUGGACGAGAACACGUCGGAAUUAAUCGACUUGGACGUCCAACCCGGACGGAGAUACGCCUACCGUGUCCAAGCCAUUUGCAGGGAGAAUAUAUCGAGUGCGUACGAAUACCACUGGACUCAGGUAGACGACGUGAAGAGCAGCACAGCUACGUGUCGUGUGCUGAGCUCAGUAGGAACACUCAACGCCGAAGGGCUCCGCUCGCUAGGCCUUAUCUUCGCAUGUUUCUUGACGGUCUAUGGCCUCAUGCGGGCCAGUGUUAUGGGCGUCCAGGGCACGCAAUCUCGUAGUUAUCGUCUCAAGCGAAUAAAGAAGUCCACGUCCGAGGGAGUGGCUCCUGCGGUCAGUGUGUCUACAGGACAGGGGGUCUCCAUGUUGCCAAGACGGUCUUCAACGUCGACGUCCAGCUCGUCACCGUCCAUAGAGGUCGAUCCGAGCCUACGCGGCAGCCUGUUCGAAGCCACCCCCGCCAGCACGACAGCUAAUACGAGCUUGACCCGUGCGCACAGCAGUAUGGACGCUGCGCCGCGCCACGAGUCGUCCCAGACGUUCCGACCUAUGUCGCGCUCGAUUGGGACUAUUGCAGAGAAAAUCAUUGCGUGCCAGCAUUGCGGAAAGCGUUUCGGACUCUUCCGGAAACGGUAUCUCUGUGAUAUCUGCCACUCCGUGUCGCUGUGUCGGAAAUGCGGCUACCAGGCGUCUGUCGACAGCUUCGCCAACGCGAGGACCGGGAUGCAGAUGAACUCGGUCGGAGGCCGCGGAAUGGGUCGACGCAGGUUAAGUAUCAGUCAGCAACAGCAAAAGAAGCUCAAGAUCCGCACUAUUUGCAGGAACUGCUGUGACGACAUGUACCGCUACUCCACCCACGCGAGUGUGAGACCGUCGUAUAUCCCUUCAGAAAUGUAAGAAGUGAUCGUAGCACGUUAAUGGUUAUCAAUUAUCUUGUCCUCUUGUUAACAGUCUGC
Phytophthora nicotianae INRA-310 is the source of this 1856-nucleotide messenger RNA. RefSeq lists its product as hypothetical. The record is from RefSeq and is a predicted model, not a curated record. The transcript is spliced from 2 exons. Bases 694 to 1797 code for a protein of 367 amino acids. NCBI's taxonomy places the organism in Eukaryota, Oomycota, Peronosporomycetes, Peronosporales, Peronosporaceae. Gene Ontology annotation, molecular function: protein binding.